Podospora pseudopauciseta is the source of this 234-nucleotide messenger RNA. RefSeq lists its product as uncharacterized. The transcript has 2 exons. The coding region runs from base 1 to 234 and encodes 77 amino acids. The record is from RefSeq and is a predicted model, not a curated record. Lineage: Eukaryota; Fungi; Ascomycota; Sordariomycetes; Sordariales; Podosporaceae.
AUGAACAUUCGAAGAGGAUUAUGGGAAACUAGGGUUAUCGAACCAGUCUUCUAUGACGACGAGGGAGGGGUUUUGCUUACCGGUCUGCCACCUUUCCUUUCUCGGCAUCGCUUGAUCGAAAAGACCCCUAAAGCGAGUGAUUUUGUCGAGAAGCAGUCUUCGCGAACUUCUUGGUUCUUCUUGGUUGAGCAGAAAUCCUGCAGGCCUCCCUCCUCAAACUCGCACUCUGCCUAA